AUGUGGAUGAAAAAAGUGGUUUUUUUUUUGUUCUGGAGAGCAACUGAUGGAAAUAAUCAACGAGUUUUAUCUUUGAAAGGCAAACUUUGGAACUCUUCAUGUGAUGUAAAUGAAGAAUGCAAAACCUCUUACUGCCAUCCUGAAAAUCAAGUGUGUAAUUGUCCUGUGUACUCAGAAAUUGAUUUAGUUAAUGAAGUAUGUGUUGAAAAACAAGCAAAACCAACACCAGAAAAGCAACAAUCGUGGUUGAUCCCUGUCCUGCUGCUUAUUAUCAUACUGAUAAUAAUACUUAUUGCUGUCAUCGUUAUAUUCGCUAGAAAGAAGGGAUACAUUCUAUGGAGGACUGGAAAUGAUGCCACGUUUACAUAUUCGGAGCUAAUGUCAUCAUCCAACCCAUUGUAUGCAUAUAAUACAGACGACAAGAGUUCGCAUCGAGGUUCUGUAAUUUCUAUAAACCAAGCAGCGGAUAGUACCCACGGAAUACGUCUGAGUACAUUUGGAGAUACCUAUGAGAGUUUGUAUGAUGAUGUUAGUUGGCCAGAAGAAGAAUUUAGGAGUAUACUGAGAUCCUGCGAGCAGAGACCUACAGACAUCGGAGCAGCAUCGCAAAACAGACAGAAAAACAGAAGCAGAGAUGUCUUGCCUUACGACUACAACAGAUUGAGGGAAUCCGGUACAACCAGUGUGAACGACUACAUCAACGCAAGUGUUAUAGAGGGUCUACAUAGUCACUACCCUUAUUACAUCGUGACACAAUAUCCACUCAUUUCAACUCAAAAUGACUUUUUGAGGAUGGUGUGGAAGCAAAGAGUAGCAUCGAUUAUUAGUCUUGUUUCCAGCAGUGAAAAGGAAGUAUACUUUCCAACAAGAACUGGUAUGACAAGAACUUUUGGUAAAGUCAAGGUGCAAACGCUGUCAACAUUAACUGUUCACAGGUGUACAUUCCGAUGUUUAAAGAUUGUGAAGGGGUCAAAGAGCCACACAGUUAAUCAUUUUCAGUCAUCGUUUCUCUCAAAUUUUACGAAAGAUGAGUGUUCCGAUCUUUUGAAUCUCAUUAAUCUUGUACAUUCCAAUUCUGAGGAGGGGUAUGAUAGCAGACCACUUGUGAUACACUGUCUGAAUGGAACUGGUAGAUCUGGUAUCUUCGUUGCCAUGGAUUAUCUUAUACAGCUCAUUAGGAAUGGUGAUACUCAUGUUGACAUUUACAACCUCACACACGUCCUGAUCGCAAAUAGGGAGAAAUUAAUAGAAAACGAGACACAGUAUCAGUUCCUGUAUGACUGUGUAGAAUUAUAUUUGGACCACGAGAAGAAAAGCCCACCUCUUAAAAUGCCAGAGGCUAAUCCUACGGAAGAGGAAGAUGUUGGACUUAUUGAACUGUCUCCUACUGAUAAGACCACAUUCUUUACUAAGAAGUACUGAGGAAAAAUGCCUUUUAAGUUUAAGAAAUGUUCUGAAAUACCAGAAAAAUUAUCCAUAGAACAUUAUGCAAUGCAAUGGGCACAACUACUAUUUCUUGAUUCCGCAUAUUUUACUUACCGAGAAAAACUUGUUAGCUUUAUAAUCUUAUUUUGUAUAAAAUACAUACAGUAUUUUGGAAAACUUGUUAAAUGCCUAAAUAUAUUAAUUUUAAAAAUUAAAGAAUGAGUGAUUAUAACAAAUAUUAUAAAGCGGAUGAUGAAUAACAAGCUUUUGUAUACUGGCAGGGUUACGUUUUAGUCACUCUGUACU
Saccostrea cuccullata (small rock oyster) is the source of this 1731-nucleotide messenger RNA. RefSeq names its product receptor-type tyrosine-protein phosphatase eta-like. NCBI's taxonomy places the organism in Eukaryota, Metazoa, Mollusca, Bivalvia, Ostreida, Ostreidae. The transcript has 13 exons. The record is from RefSeq and is a predicted model, not a curated record. Bases 1 to 1422 code for a protein of 473 amino acids. Gene Ontology annotation, biological process: protein dephosphorylation. Gene Ontology annotation, molecular function: protein tyrosine phosphatase activity.